Messenger RNA from Maylandia zebra (zebra mbuna), 5528 nucleotides. RefSeq lists its product as uncharacterized. Lineage: Eukaryota; Metazoa; Chordata; Actinopteri; Cichliformes; Cichlidae. The record is from RefSeq and is a predicted model, not a curated record.
UAGGAUUAAACAUCCGACAGAAACAUUUUCCCACGCGGGAAAAAAGAAAUUAUUUCAUGAGCGACUCGAUGAUGAUGACGAUGGUGCAGAGCUGGGACAGCGAGCCAGACAUCGCUAAUAUGUCCAAGAGCGACAUACUGAGAGGAAUCAUCACCGACAAACUGAGCACAGCCGCUCGGGAGAUCUUAUCGGUGGUGGAGCGGACUGUAGCCGACUAUGAGGAGGAGGCUGCGGGCUUCAGGCAGGAGCUCGACCGGCAGAGGCGACUGCUGGAGCUCCUGCAGCCUGAGAUAAAGCAGGAGGCAGAUGACCAGCAGCUGUUUUCCAUCUGUGAAGAUGGAGGUGGUCCAUUACUGGAUGAUCAGAAGCAGGACAAAUAUGAGCUGAGGGUGGACGACAGUAGCAGCCUGGGAUUUCAGGCACCGAUAGAGGAUGAAGAGUAUGAAUAUUUAGAGCAGGAGGAAGGAUACACGACAGAGCUGGAUUAUGUAACAACAUCAAGGUUCUUGACUCAAACAGUCCCGUCUAAGAGGAGAAAAAAACAUGGCAAACGUCGAAUCAGCAAAUCACAAAAUUGCAUAGAUCUCAAAAUCCGCAUAUUGGAAAACCCAAACAUUGAAGUGCUUUCAAAUACUGUGUUUCGGAUGUACCGGCUUCACAAGCUGAAGGUUCGUCGUGGUUUGAAGGAAGCUGACUUCCUGAAACUACUCAGGUCUACCUUCCCUCAGCUGGCUGGAGAUGAACCUUUUGACCUUUUCUUAUAUUGCAACCUCAAGAAACUGAAACCUCUGCAAGUAGACUCUGUGACACCAGAGGAAAUCAUCAGAGUUUCUCGGGGAUCUACCCUCUACAUACGACUGCAGAAAGAAGAUGCUGAUGAAGAUCAUGAAGAUCUUCCAUCCACUGAGACAGACACCCAUAUAAAUCUCAGAAUCCGCAUCCUGGAAAAGCGAAAGAUUAAUGUUUUGUCAAAACAAGUGUUUCAGACGUGCCCGCUUCACAAGCUGAAGGUUCAUCGUGGUUUGCAGGAAGCUGACUUCCUGAAACUACUCAGGUCUACCUUCCCUCAGCUGGCUGGAGAUGAACCUUUUGACCUUUUUUUAAGGGCCAAGCACAACAAACUCAAACCUCUGAAAGGAGACUCUGUGACACCAGAGGAAAUCAUCAGACUUUCUCGGGGAUCUACCCUCUACAUACAACAGUCACUGUGUCCAGAAGAUUUAAGACUUAAGAUCCGCAUCCUUGAGGACCCUAAGAUUGAUAAGAUCACAAAUAUAAUGUGUCAGAAUCACCCGUCUCAUGAGCUGAAUGUUCCUCGUGGUCUUCAGGAGGCUGACUUCCUGGCUCUGCUGAGGUCCACUUUCCCUCAGCUGGCUGCUGGUGAACCUUUUACCAUCUUAAUUGGUCGCAACCACAAUCUAAUUCCUCCAAGAGUGGAGAGUAUGACUGCAGAAGAGAUCUGCAAGAAUGGGACUGGGAAUCCUGGUAUUUACAUCCGACUGAAGGGUCCAGAGAAAAGGUCUCUACAGAGAGAAGAUGCUACUGCUGCUGAACUUCCUCCACCCAGCCUGGAUCCAACCACACUGACCACUGAAGUUGAGUCUGAGAAACCUCAGAUCAGUCAAUCAGACACCCACGUGCAUCUCAAGGUCCACAUUGUGGAGGACCCUCAGAUGGAUACCAUCUCGCCCAAUCGGGUGGACGACAGUAGGAGCCUGGGAUUUCAGGCACCGAUAGAGGAUGAAGAGUAUGAAUAUUUAGAGCAGGAGGAAGGAUACACGACAGAGCUGGAUUAUGUAACAACAUCAAGGUUCUUGACUCAAACAGUUCCGUCUAAGAGGAGAAAAAAACAUGGCAAACGUCGAAUCAGCAAAUCACAAAAUUGCAUAGAUCUCAAAAUCCGCAUAUUGGAAAACCCAAACAUUGAAGUGCUUUCAAAUACUGUGUUUCGGAUGUACCGGCUUCACAAGCUGAAGGUUCGUCGUGGUUUGAAGGAAGCUGACUUCCUGAAACUACUCAGGUCUACCUUCCCUCAGCUGGCUGGAGAUGAACCUUUUGACCUUUUCUUAUAUUGCAACCUCAAGAAACUGAAACCUCUGCAAGUAGACUCUGUGACACCAGAGGAAAUCAUCAGAGUUUCUCGGGGAUCUACCCUCUACAUACGACUGCAGAAAGAAGAUGCUGAUGAAGAUCAUGAAGAUCUUCCAUCCACUGAGACAGACACCCAUAUAAAUCUCAGAAUCCGCAUCCUGGAAAAGCGAAAGAUUAAUGUUUUGUCAAAACAAGUGUUUCAGACGUGCCCGCUUCACAAGCUGAAGGUUCAUCGUGGUUUGCAGGAAGCUGACUUCCUGAAACUACUCAGGUCUACCUUCCCUCAGCUGGCUGGAGAUGAACCUUUUGACCUUUUUUUAAGGGCCAAGCACAACAAACUUAAACCUCUGAAAGGAGACUCUGUGACACCAGAGGAAAUCAUCAGACUUUCUCGGGGAUCUACCCUCUACAUACAACAGUCACUGUGUCCAGAAGAUUUAAGACUUAAGAUCCGCAUCCUUGAGGACCCUAAGAUUGAUAAGAUCACAAAUAUAAUGUGUCAGAAUCACCCGUCUCAUGAGCUGAAUGUUCCUCGUGGUCUUCAGGAGGCUGACUUCCUGGCUCUGCUGAGGUCCACUUUCCCUCAGCUGGCUGCUGGUGAACCUUUUACCAUCUUAAUUGGUCGCAACCACGAUCUAAUUCCUCCAAGAGUGGAGAGUAUGACUGCAGAAGAGAUCUGCAAGAACAGGACUAGGAAUCCUGGUAUUUACAUCCGACUGAAGGGUCCAGAGAAAAGGUCUCUACAGAGAGAAGAUGCUACCGCUGCUGAACUUCCUCCACCCAGCCUGGAUCCAACCACACUGACCACUGAAGUUGAGUCUGAGAAACCUCAGAUCAGUCAAUCAGACACCCACGUGCAUCUCAAGGUCCACAUUGUGGAGGACCCUCAGAUGGAUACCAUCUCGCCCAAUCUGUUUCAGAAUUACCUGCCUCAUGAGCUGCAGGUUCCUCGAGGUCUUCAGGAGGCUGACUUCCUAGCUCAGCUGAGGUCAACCUUCCCUCAGCUGGCUGCUGCUGAACCUCUGGAGCUCCUGAUAUCUAAUGACGACAAGAUACUAGAGCUUCUAAAUAUGGAGUCACUGACAACUGAGGAGAUCAAAGAGGCUGUCCAGUCAACUGGGAGUGCUACCCUCUUUGUUCGAUUGAAGGCCUCAGAGGAUGUUCAGGAUGAUGUGAAUAAGCUUGAUGGUGCUGAAGACUCUUCAUCCUUUUCUGAACAAACCACACUGCACAGGAGUAAUGAAAGGAAACCCUUGGAUGAAGACCUGAAGGAUAUCAUCCUCAGAGCUUUGCCAUUAAUUUCUGAAGACACUCAACAGUCAUUGAUUCAUAAGCUGUUAAGUGAUGGAGUGGAGUCUACCCAGGACCUAAAAUUUGUCAUUGAAGAUGAUAUUGCUGACUUGCUGCCUCCCCUUCAAUUACAGACACUCCUGGAAGCAUUUAAAAAUGAGACAGACCUGGUUACUUUGGACCUGCCAGUGAUUCCUUCCUCUAGCUCACUGCUCAGCAGUCCUGCAGCGUCACCUUGCUCCACUUCAUCUGGUGUACUCCCACUCUCAAAUCAAGAACAUGACAACUCAGAAAGCUGCGGGCAAACCACCCUUUUCAGAAAACAUUGGGCAGAGACGUUCCAGGUGCCCUGGGACCUCAUGCCAAUGGAAAUUCAAGCAGCGGUUGCUGAGGGCAAGAGACCAUCCCCUGCAGCAAGGAGACAGAUGGUUAGAAUUUUAGCAGAUGAGAUGAGGAAACACGAGCUAAACCCAACACGUGCUCAGUGUGUAACCAUCUGCCGAAACAUUGUCCGUAAGUACCCUCAGAGCUUUGCUGAUCUGUGUGACAACGGUCAGCUGCUGGAAGAGGAUUACAUCUCGCUUGUGAUUCAAAUCAAAAACCGAAUUGAUAACCUGAAACGGACCAGCAACUUUCGCCACAGCCGUUUGUCUGGAAUGAAAAGAGGAUCCACCAACAAUUAUGGCUGCGCCAGAUUUGAGCCUGGCCUGCUGCCGGAGGAGACAAAUGAAACAGUGGAGCGAAAACGCCAGCGACUGGAAGAAAUUUACCAUCAGGAUGGCUCAAGCAUGGUAGAAAAAGACGAAGUAAAAGAACUCAUGAAAGUAACCUUCUACCUGCAGCGCCGCCAAAUAAAUGCACUCCCAGUACCGGCUAUUAGAGAUUUAAGGGGCCGAUGGCCUUAUCUUUUCACACACAAUGGACUUUAUACUCAUUUCGAGCUGCUCACUGAUAUCAAAGUGCUUCGCACUCUUGAGGUUGCAAUGGAGGAGUGUGGACCAACCAUCCUGGAGGUCUUCAGCAAGUCCACUAAUCCAGAUAUCCAAUCCAUCCUCUCAGUGGGUCCAAAACUUGAACUAUCCUUCUGCAUCCUGCAACUUCUGAUGGCUCACUUCUCCGAACCCCUCGGAGGACUGAUUCUUUUUGCAAAUGCAAAUGCCACAGCAGCUGAAUUACAGACGACACUCCAACUACCUGCAACUCCUCGACUGAUACUCCUCGCCGAAUCACCGGAAAGCUCCAUUCGCCGCUGGAUGAUCAGUCUUGAGGGGCACAUCAUUUGCGAGGGCAUCCAGCCGACUUUUCUGUCCGGCCUCGCUGCUGUCUUUUCUACUUACUACAUCUUCAAUCUUCAGUAUCAAGACGAUGCUGCAUGCACACUGGAAUUCAUUCAAAGGCGAUUGAUUGGGAUAAAUCCCGACACAGGCACCAAAGUUCCACAAGGCAAAUUCCCGUCAAAGGAGACUGGGAAGUUCACACAGGAAAAGACUUCGCCAGUCAACCCCCAAGUUUUAAAACUGUUAAAGAAACUAAUGGAUGUGAACCCAGCUGUUUACACCCACACAACCAUGUUUCCAUCACUUCAGGGGACAUCAAACUGACAUUCAUGUUUGUUUUCGUGGAGAAAUCCGAAUUUCUGGGGUCUGAAGAACCUCUUGGAGCAACGGCCGACACUUUGGAGCUUGCAGUGUAGUGGCUGGAUAUCCAGACCAGAACUUUGGGUCCCAUGCACUGGUCAUAGUCUACAUUGUCGGUUUUAAAGAGGUAUGAUGUCAUCAGAUUGUUUUGAGAGUGCACUUUGACUAGUGCAUUUGUCUUUCAUUCUUCAUUCGGACUUGCUGCAUGCACCAAGUACCAGAAAAGUUUCUGGUGCCACAGAUUCUGCAGACUGUUUAUACAGAUCACCCUUUGCCUUGCUUAAGACUUUGAAAUGUGCAAAUUCAAAGUGUGAAAGAAACAAGGAACAAAUACAACUUUAUGCUGUUUUCUUUGUUCGGGUUGACUUAUGUUCCCCAAUGCAAGCUGCUGUUUUCUAGCAGAAACUCUGAAGUACUAUAUUUUGUUUACUGUACACCUUUUUUUAAAUUACUGUAAUUAAAGUUACAUUUCUGGGGUAAGAUUUGGGCAUUGUUUUACAUUUCCUGUUU